AUGGCCAUCUCCGUCAGGCUUAAUACGGCCUCUUCGUCCGGCCAUCAUCGCUUCUCUUCCUCGACCACCACCUUGUCCCCCGAAGCCCUGUCCGGAAGCAACAGCAGCUACCUCCAUCCUUCACGCGGCGACCCUCUGAGCUUCGACCUCUCGUACCAGGGCGGAGAAGAAGGAGACAUCGGCAUACGCUACCCCGACGGCGUCGACGACGACGACGAUGGACUCACCGACCUCAUCGACUUUCUGAGGAAUCACGUCCCGCCCCCGGGAAACUACAUGUCCAUGCCUGAGAACGCCCAGGACGAGAGGCGCCGGUGGCUGCUGAACUGGGCCACCAGGAUGGCCAAACGCCACGCCCCCCACGGCUCCAGUUCCGGUUCCGGCUUCGGCUCCGGCUUCGGCUUCGGCUUCGGCCCCCGUCGCCGGCCGCCGCGCAUCCUCCUCCCCGACACGGCCGUCUCGGGCACCACCAUCGGCGGCCACCGUCACAUAGCCAUCACCAUACCCUCCGAGGCCUUCCCCCUGCGCGACGACAGGCCGCGCUCCCAGUACCCCGUCUACCGCGGCGAGACCGACAGCGGCGACACGCCGCUCGUGUCCAGCCCCGUCCGCACCGUUGUCAACGACAAGGGCGUCGUCACCGUCCUCAAGACCGUCGACGAGGUCAACGAACCGCUGGGCUACCCGUCCGACCUCGUCCCUCGCCGCUCCCACAGCCAGUCCAUGUCCCUGCCCCCGUCGAGGGCCGGCCACUCCAGCGUCAACGGCUUCGUGCCGUCGCCUUCCUCCGUCCGUGCCGGGGCCUCCCCGCGUCCGGGAGGGGACGAUGCCGCGGCCGGGAACGGCAGCGGGCCCAGCCGCAUGCCCUCCAGGUCGAGCCAGACACCGGCCCAUCACCACCAGCAGCACCAGCAGCACCAGCAGCACUCGUCCAUCGAUGGCGUGCUCUCCCACCAGCAGCCCCAGAACGGCAACGGCAAGGCCAGGCAGACGCCCUCGCCCGGCCCCAAGAGCGACUGGUCGCUGGACGAGAGGGAAUGGUUCGCCAAGGUCCAGACCGUCGCCGCAGCCGCCGCCGCCAAGCCCAGGGAGGAUGGAGGCGGCGACAAGGACAAGGAUGUCAUCAGCAGCGAGUCGGGCGCCACCGUCAUGAGGGAGAAUCCCCUCGGACCGCGGGACCCCGAAGGAGCGGCUCUGUCGCGGAACGACUCGGUGCAGAGCCGACGGGCCCGCGUGCGCGAUCGCAAGAGGCGAGACAUCGAGGCUGCACGGGCAGACGGCAAGCAGAAGCAGCCCGGCGACGCUGCCUCCACCGUCGCCGCCACUGCCGCCCCUGCCACUGCCGCCUCUGCCUCUGCUGCUUCUGCUGCCACUACGCAGCCGGCCCUCAGCCCCAUCCGCACCGUGAUGGACAUCAGGCCGUCCCCCACCCCGUCGGAACCCACCCUGACGGACACGCCGUCGACCGACCGCGGCGCCUUUGCAGACGAGGAUGGCGGCGCCGGCCCCAAGGGUCACCGGCAACGCUCAAGCGUGGCGGACAGGUCAUCCCUUCAGCAUCGUCGGGAGCGGGACGCCGCCUCGUCGCGUCGCGAUCAGGACCAGCACCAGCAGCCCCAGCAGCGCAAGUCUACCACGACCACCACCACGGCCCCAUCAGCCCGGCAGUCGGCAGUCGACAGCAAGGGAGGGGACAACACGACGGAUUCCCGCCGCCACCAGCAGAACCUGGACAGGGAGAUCCUCAGGCUCUACGAGGCGUACAGGGAGCACCGCUUCCGCGACAUGGAGCGUCGCGUGCGCCGGCUCGAGCGCAACGGAGACGUGUGGUUGCGUGCUCUCGUCCCCGUGCUCGAGAAUCUCAACCGGGUCGGUCGGCCGGGAACAUCGACGACAUCGGCCGCCAUAGCAGCCGCGGCAUCGGCCGGGAAGGACUCGGACUACUACGAGUCCCCGCUUCAGCGGCAGCGUGCUCAGCAGAGGUACGACCUCGGCACCGGCAGGGCCCCGCCCGUGCGACGACCCACGACCUGCUCCGGGAGGAUCCCCGGCUUCGGGGCUCGUCCGGACGGAAUCAUCAGCAGCAACAACGGCGGCGACGACGAUGACGACGACGACGAAGAGGGUGACGGUGUGGAUGAUGACCACGACGCGUCGUUCAGGUGGCGCGACAGCACGGGGAGCAGCAGCAACAAUGAGAUGUCCGGCCUGGACACCAUAGAACCCCUCAUGAGGGAGCUGGCUGGUGCUGCCAAGCUGCGACAGAUGAAGACUGGACGAAGCGGGUUACUCUCGGCCUUUUGA
Molecule: messenger RNA, 2304 nt
Organism: Geosmithia morbida
Lineage: Eukaryota; Fungi; Ascomycota; Sordariomycetes; Hypocreales; Bionectriaceae
Exons: 3
Coding region: 1-2304 (767 amino acids)
Source: RefSeq, a predicted model, not a curated record